Molecule: messenger RNA, 3921 nt
Organism: Bacillus rossius redtenbacheri
Lineage: Eukaryota; Metazoa; Arthropoda; Insecta; Phasmatodea; Bacillidae
Gene: PolD1
Product: DNA polymerase delta catalytic subunit
Exons: 19
Coding region: 453-3743 (1096 amino acids)
Biological process (GO): DNA-templated DNA replication; nucleotide-excision repair, DNA gap filling; base-excision repair, gap-filling
Cellular component (GO): delta DNA polymerase complex
Molecular function (GO): 3'-5'-DNA exonuclease activity; DNA-directed DNA polymerase activity; DNA binding
Source: RefSeq, a predicted model, not a curated record
UUUUUUUUUUUUUUUUUUUUUUUCAUCAGACGUGGUCAAGCUACAUUUUCGCAUUGUUUUGGGCCGAUUCAAUAUUGAGAUUGCGAAGUUAAAAAUUGACUUCACCUACUUCACAGAUUCCGUCUCCUGACUUUUUCGAAUUCCAUGAUGCAACUAACUCAAAGAAGGUUUAAGCUUCCGUUAAAAAAUUCUUUAUACGAAGGUUGUUUUUAUUGUUAUGUUAUACAUUGUUCUAAAACAUAAAACUAUUUCUUUAUAACCUCCAGACAUCUACUUCUUUUAACCCCAUCUUUGUAGUCUCCCGCCGAAACGAAUGUUCAGAAAAACAAUAAACAACAACAUUAAAUAUAUUGCUAGACUUUGGCUGAUUCUGAUUGUAACUUUAGGUUGUUCUUGUUACAGAAAAUUCGAUUAUUUGGAAAUUGAAUUUAUGUACUUCAAGUAACUGCAGAAUGAAUACGAAAAGGAAGGCUAACGUAAAUGGGAAACCCUUGCCUCCAAUAAAAACCAAGAAACUCCGGAUGGAAGACGACGAGGACGACGAGAAUGACUACCCCGGCUCGUUCGAGGCGGACCUCGCCUACAUGGAGCAGCUGGAGAGCGAGGCCCAUCAGCCGGAGGGCGGUGAGCUCGGCGGAGAGGGCCCAGAAACAAAGGCAACGUCGGCGCGAUGGAGCCGCCCUGCCCCGCCUCCCUUGGAUCCACAGAAGGAUUCUUUGGUGUUCCAGCAGAUUGACAUAGACCAUUACACGGGUCAGCCGCGACCCGGCAUGCCCGGGGCCCAGCACGGCGCCGUGCCCAUCAUGAGGAUGUACGGGGUCACCGCAGACGGCAACUCCGUCUGCUGCCACGUGUACGGGUUCUCUCCGUACUUCUUCGUGCGCGCCCCGGAAGGCUUCACCGACAGCCACUGCGAACCUUUCCGGAGAGCCCUGGACAAGGCCGUGUUGGCGGACAUGCGGUCCAACAAGGGCGAGGUGCGGGAGGCGGUGCUGGCGGCGGAGCUGGUCCGCCGGCAGGGCCUGGUGGGCUACUGCGGGGACGCCCCCCAGCAGUUCCUCAAGAUCACCCUGGCGCUGCCCCGCCUGGUGGCCGCCGCCAAGCGCCUGCUGGAGAAGGAGGUCGUGUACCCGGAGCCCUCCAUGAGCCACCACACCUACCAGGCGUUCGAGUCCAACAUCGACUUCGACAUCAGGUUCAUGGUGGACGCGGAGCUGGUGGGCUGCAGCUGGGUGGAGCUGCCCGCCGGCAAGUGGCGCUUGCGGCGUGCGGCCGAACACGCAUCCCGCUGCCAGCUGGAGGCCGAGGUGUCCUGGGAGCUGCUGGUGUCGCACCCGCCGGAGGGCGAGUGGAGCAAGGUGGCGCCCUUCCGCAUCCUCAGCUUUGACAUUGAGUGCGCCGGCCGCAAAGGAGUCUUCCCCGAGCCCGAACACGACCCGGUGAUCCAGAUCGCCAGCAUGAUGCUGUGCCAAGGGAACCACGAGCCCAGCAUCCGCACCGUGUUCACACUGAACUCGUGCGCACCGAUAGUGGGCAGCCAGGUGAUCAGCUUCAGCAGCGAGAGAGAGAUGCUCGAGAAAUGGGGAGACUUUGUCCGAGAAAUUGAUCCAGACAUCAUCACAGGAUACAACAUCAAUAACUUUGAUAUACCAUACCUCAUUAAUCGAUCCAAGCACUUAAAAGUGAAGAACUUCACGUACCUUGGUAGGAUUAAAAACAUUCAGUCUGUGAUAAAGGAUCAGGUGCUGCAGAGCAAGCAAAUGGGCAGGCGCGAAAAUAAACACGUCAACUUUGAAGGUCGUGUGCCGUUUGAUCUGUUUCUUGUGCUGGUACGCGAUUACAAACUGCGUUCUUACACCCUGAAUGCCGUCAGCUACCACUUCCUGCAAGAACAGAAGGAAGAUGUACACCACUCCAUCAUAACUGAUCUCCAGAAUGGCAACUCGCAAACAAGGAGAAGGCUGGCCGUGUACUGCCUGAAGGACGCCUACCUGCCGCUGCGUCUCCUCGACAAGCUGAUGUGCAUCAUCAACUACAUGGAGAUGGCGAGGGUGACGGGGGUGUCCCUGUCGUGCCUGCUCACCCGGGGCCAGCAGAUCAAGGUCAUCUCCCAGCUGCUCCGCAAGGCCCGGGAGAGCGGCUACCUGAUGCCGGCGUACGGAAGCGGCGUGCAGGAGGAGCAGUUCGAGGGCGCGACCGUGAUCGAGCCCCGGAAGGGCUACUACUCCGACCCCAUCACCACGCUCGACUUCAGCUCGCUGUACCCCAGCAUCAUGAUGGCCCACAACCUGUGCUACACCACGCUGGUGCAAGGCCCUAAGGAGAAGCUGGGCCUGACGCCCGACCAGUGCAUCAAGACGCCGGCGUCCAACGUGUUCGUGAAGGCGUCGGUGCGCAAGGGGCUGCUGCCGGCCAUCUUGGAGAGCCUGCUGUCCGCCCGCAAGAAGGCCAAGACGGACCUCAAGAACGAGACGGACCCGUUCAAGAGGAAGGUGCUGGACGGGCGGCAGCUCGCGCUCAAGAUCAGCGCCAACUCCGUCUACGGCUUCACCGGCGCCCAGGUCGGCAAACUGCCCUGCCUCGAGAUAUCGGGGAGUGUCACAUCUUACGGUCGUGCUAUGAUUGAGCAGACAAAACAAGAAGUAGAGCAACGUUAUUGCAUUGCCAAUGGCUACAAGCAUGAUGCUUCGGUAAUCUAUGGUGACACAGAUUCUGUGAUGAUCAAAUUUGGAGUCAGCACCCUAGAGGAAGCGAUGGAGUUGGGUCGUGAAGCUGCCGACUUUGUCAGCUCCAAGUUCAUCAGCCCCAUUCGACUGGAGUUUGAGAAAGUCUACUUCCCUUACCUGCUGAUAAACAAGAAACGCUAUGCAGGGUUGUACUUCACGCGGCCGGACAAGUACGACAAAAUGGACUGCAAAGGAAUUGAGACAGUGCGGCGUGACAACUGCCCCCUUGUGGCCAACAUGAUGAACACUUGUCUUCGGAAGCUACUGAUUGAGAGGGACCCGGAAGGAGCCGUGGCGUACACGAAGCAGGUGAUCUCGGACCUGCUGUGCAACCGCGUGGACGUGUCGCAGCUGGUGAUAACGAAGGAGCUGACGAAGAACGACUACGCAGCCAAGCAGGCCCACGUGGAGCUCGCCAGCAAGAUGAGGAAGCGCGACCCGGGCACGGCCCCCAAGCUCGGAGACAGGGUGCCCUACGUCAUCGUCUCGGCCGCCAAGAACACGCCGGCGUACAUGAAGGCGGAGGACCCAAUCUACGUCCUGGAGAACAGCAUACCUAUAGACUCCACAUAUUAUCUGGAGAACCAGCUGUCGAAACCACUGCUAAGGAUAUUUACUCCAAUUCUGGGAGAGAAAGCAGAGUCUAUACUUCUUAAGGGCGAUCACACGCGCACCAAGUCUGUGCUGACGUCGUCGACCGGCGCGCUGGCCGCCUUCAUCCGCAAGAAGGACACGUGCCUGGGCUGCAAGUCCGUGCUGCCGGACGGGCGGCCGCUGUGCCGGCACUGCGCGCCGCGCCUGCCCGAGAUAUACGGCACGGAGCUGUCCAGGUUCUCUGGCCUGGAGGACAGCUUCGCCCGCCUCUGGACCGAGUGCCAGCGCUGCCAGGCCAGCCUGCACGAGGAGGUCAUAUGCACCAGCCGAGACUGUCCUAUUUUCUACAUGCGCAAGAAGGUGCAGAUUGAGUUGGGGAAGCAGAACACACUGAUACAGAGGUUCAAGUGUCCCACGUGGUGACAUGUGCAGGUGUACCAAGGACAGUAUUGUAAUCAUCGCUGCCACUUUUUUUUAAUCAAGCAUGUUUUUAAAUGCUUUGGCAAUUUGUUUUCUUUUAUCUGUUCUGAAUAUGAUUAAGUUGUUUUAACUUUAAAUGUUCUUUUAAGUUAUACCUUUGAAUACAGUUGAGACUUUUGUA